AUGUCCUCCCCUGUAGAACUCAUUCCUGCCUCCUUUGUGCUGCCCCUUAUGCCUGUGGCUUUAAGCUGCCUCCGUGGGAAGACCAAGAAGCAUCUGAGCUUGAUCCCCCUCUUUGUAUUUAUUGGAGCUGGAGGUGGUGGAGCAGCCCUGUAUCUCUUGCGUUUGGCAUUGUUCAAUCCAGAUGUUUGUUGGGACAAAAAGAAUAACCCAGAGCCCUGGAACAAACUGGGUCCCAAUGAUCAAUACAAGUUCUACUCUGUGAAUGUGGAUUACAGCAAACUGAAGAAAGAACGUCCAGAUUUCUAAGUGAAAUGUAAAGCUGCUUUAAAAUGAAGGUCUUCCAGAAGCCAUCCGCACAAUUUUCCACUGAACCAGGAAAUAUUUCUUCUCUAAAUGCACGAAAUCAUGUUCAUGUAAUCUAUUGGUGAUUACACUGGUUAAUAAAUAACUGAAACUU
This is a messenger RNA of Cebus imitator (Panamanian white-faced capuchin), 457 nucleotides long. Its product is annotated as cytochrome c oxidase subunit NDUFA4-like. Bases 1 to 306 code for a protein of 101 amino acids. NCBI's taxonomy places the organism in Eukaryota, Metazoa, Chordata, Mammalia, Primates, Cebidae. The record is from RefSeq and is a predicted model, not a curated record. The transcript is spliced from 2 exons.